AUGGAGUAUCUAUCCCGGUCGUUAGCACGACGCACUAUCAGGUCAGAUUUUCAUUUCCACCCCAAAUGUGAGCCUCUGAGGAUAGCACAUUUGGUGUACGCAGAUGACUUGUUACUAUUCUCCCGAGGGGAUGUCUCAUCAGUGACGCAGCUAGUUGAGAGCUUAUCACAGUUUGCUCAGAUGGCCGGUCUCACAACUAACUUAGCUAAGUCCAGUAUUUACAUGGCAGGGAUAUACCCCCAAACGCAGAACCAGUUGCUCACCAUCACAGGCUUCCAGAUAGGGGUGAUGCCCUUCAGAUACUUGAGAAUUUCUAUAGCCUCUCAGAAAUUGAAGAUUUCAGAUUAUAGCACGCUCCUGGACUCACUCACCCGUAGGAUCGGCUCUUGGCCGAAAGCCACAUUAUCCUAUGCCGGGAAAGCACAGCUUAUAUCAUCAGUCCUACAAGGAGUGGAGUGCUACUGGAUGUCAGUCUUACCACUACCUCAGGGGGUUAUUGACCACAUCUACAGUAUUUGCAGAUCCUUCAUGUGGACGUCCAGGAGGCCCCCCAUUGCAUGGUCAGAGCUAGUGAGGCCUAAGCGAGAAGGUGGUCUUGGCUUGAGGGACUUACGGGCAUGGAACCAGGCGCUUCUAGCAAAGGUUCUAUGGCGCGUACAGGACAAGCAAGACACACUAUGGAUACGCUGGAUACGCCCUCAGAUGGCCACCUACAGGUGCAUGCUGAGGACAUUCAGACGACAGUACCAAGGGAUCUCCACCUUUGGCAAGGCUCGCCACCUUGCCAUGUCAGCGAUGGUGCACCACAUAUGGAUGGCAAGGAACUACAACAUGUUUGAGGGGAAGCGCUUUGACGGUGAGCUCGUCUUCAGGAAGAUACAGAUACAUGUCUUCAGGACGCUUGGGGUACUAGCUGAUCAGGUACUUGGCCAUCAUUGA
Zingiber officinale is the source of this 939-nucleotide messenger RNA. RefSeq lists its product as uncharacterized. Bases 1 to 939 code for a protein of 312 amino acids. Lineage: Eukaryota; Viridiplantae; Streptophyta; Magnoliopsida; Zingiberales; Zingiberaceae. The transcript has 2 exons. The record is from RefSeq and is a predicted model, not a curated record.